CAUUUUUAUGCUAUAUUCUGGCUCUCAGGGCGUAACCACAAACCCAAACAUCAAGAAAGACUCUAAUGACGAAAGAGAUCAUGCUCUCUCAGAUAAAGCGAUCCAAAGAAACAACUACUGCUUAGUCUAUUAUGUGUUUUCUCUGUGAAUCAUUUGCAUUAGCUUGUGGUUGACUGGAACGCAACAGGGUAGCCCAAAUGCUCUAAAAGGUGUCAAAAUGUCGGUGCUGCUCAAGUUGGCCACGAUCUUGCACUACAGCCUCAGAAACAAGCUGAUACGAGACAAGACUCUUGCUCUGGCCACCAUCGACGUGACUUCGUGGGUGUUCCAUUUGUGCACUAUGGGAUGCCAUUACAAAAUAAUUAGCAGCUUUGUGAAGACUCCUGUACAAUGUUUAGAGACGGCUCCAUUGGCUUGGCUCAGCCUGCUCAUGGUUUCAGUCGAAGCUGUGGUGUUAAUUUGCACAAUUGGGAUCUUGCUGAUUUGUCGACUGAUAAAAUUUACCAAUAAACCCUUAAAUAUAUCGACUCAGCACUUUGUGACGAAAGAUCAGCAACUAGUCACAGAACUCGUGAGACUCAAGAAAUUUAAGAAUGAGUGUUGUUGUGCAAAGUGUGAUGUUUGAAUCAGUCUUAUGCAAGCAGAAAAUGAGCUGAUCAAAUCAACACACAACCGGAGUCACAAUCUUUAUGAAUCUUGUUCAGACAUGGAGUUCGAUUCUCUAACUAAUAGUAGUCUCGGAGACAAUGAACCAGACAUCAACAUCCAAGGAUUACCAAGCAAAAUGACAGAAAAUGAUUCUUGUGUGCCAAAGAAAAUGCUAACUGAAGUUGAUCCAACAAAAUAGAGAAGGUUAGUUAUGAAAUUUGCCAGCGUGGCAUUCAUAUUACAUCAUUCUACCUAAUUUCAAUCUUC
Moneuplotes crassus is the source of this 915-nucleotide messenger RNA. The record is from the annotation of a GenBank genome assembly. NCBI's taxonomy places the organism in Eukaryota, Ciliophora, Spirotrichea, Euplotida, Euplotidae.